Messenger RNA from Platichthys flesus (European flounder), 3022 nucleotides. RefSeq names its product aldehyde dehydrogenase 5 family, member A1 (succinate-semialdehyde dehydrogenase) (gene aldh5a1). The record is from RefSeq and is a predicted model, not a curated record. Gene Ontology annotation, biological process: GABA catabolic process. Lineage: Eukaryota; Metazoa; Chordata; Actinopteri; Pleuronectiformes; Pleuronectidae. The transcript has 10 exons. Gene Ontology annotation, molecular function: succinate-semialdehyde dehydrogenase (NAD+) activity. Bases 121 to 1662 code for a protein of 513 amino acids.
GUGGUUUCGCGCUUCCUCCUCAGGACCGGUUCAAACCGACAGAAGUCAGCGGAGCUUCAGCUGCGGAGCUGCGGGGACGAAGCAGAGCUCAGCCCCGCACAGAGAGAGCGACCCACCGGUAUGUUCGCUGUCUUUGUGCCGACGACCCGCUGCUUCCUCCGGCGCGUCCUGCCCGGGCCGCCCGCCGCCAUGCACCGGCUCUACAGCCUGGAUGUGACCGCUCCGCUGCUCCGCAAGCAGGGCUACGUGGACGGCCGCUGGAUCUCCGCGGCCUCGGUGUUCCCCGUCCUGGACCCGGCCACCGGGCAGGAGAUCGCCCGGGUGGCGGACUGCGGCCCCGCGGAGGCCAAGCAGGCGGUGGACGCUGCCUACACGGCGUUCGACGGCUGGAGGCGGCACACAGCCAAGGAGCGGAGCAUCCUGCUGAGGAAGUGGUUCGACCUGAUGACGCUGCACAAACAAGACCUCGCCAAACUGAUCACCUUUGAAUGUGGCAAACCAAUGGCAGAGUCUCUUGGGGAGGUGGCGUACUCCGCCUCCUUCCUGGAGUGGUUUUCAGAGGAGGCCCGGCGAGUUUACGGCGACAUCGUCUCCUCGCCGGCGAAGGACAGGAAGCUCUUCCUCCUCAAGCAGCCGGUGGGCGUCUGCUCCAUCAUCACCCCGUGGAACUUCCCCAGCGCCAUGAUCACCAGGAAGGUGGGAGCUGCUCUUGCCGCCGGCUGCACGGUGGUGGUCAAACCGGCGGAGGACACGCCCCUGUCGGCGCUCGCUCUGGCCGAGCUGGCGGAGCAGGCGGGGAUCCCGGCGGGUGUGUUCAACGUGGUGCCUUGUUCCAGAGAGAGGACCCCGGCGGUCGGGGAGGUUCUCUGCACCGACCCCCUGGUGGCCAAGAUCUCCUUCACCGGCUCCACAGCCACCGGCAAAGUGUUGCUGAAAAUGGCUGCAGACACAGUGAAGAAGACGUCCAUGGAGCUGGGUGGCCACGCCCCUUUCAUCGUGUUCGACAGCGCCGACGUGGACAGGGCAGUGGGCGGAGCCAUGGCCUCCAAGUUCAGGAACUCCGGACAGACGUGUGUGUGCUCAAACCGGUUCCUGGUCCAGAGCGGCGUCUACGACCGCUUCAUGGAGAAACUGGGCCGAGCGAUGGACGCCGAGCUGCGUCUGGGUCACGGCUCGGAGCCCGACACCACCCAGGGGCCGCUCAUCAACCCCAGAGCUGCAGAGAAGGUGGUCCAGCAGAUAUCUGAUGCCGUGUCCCUGGGAGCGAAGGUGCUGAAGGGGGGGAAGCGUCUGGACGGGUCCUUCAUGGAGCCGACUCUGCUCGCCGACGUCACCACCGACAUGCUCUGCACCAGAGAGGAGACGUUCGGCCCGCUGCUGCCGGUCAUCAGGUUCGAUACCGAGGACGAGGCUCUGGCCAUCGCCAACGCGUCUAACGUUGGACUGGCAGGUUAUUUCUACUCGCAGGACAUCAGUCAGAUCUGGCGGGUGGCCGAGGCGUUGGAGGUGGGGCUGGUGGGAGUGAACGAGGGCCUGAUGUCCACCCCGGAGGCAACCUUCGGGGGGGUCAAACAGUCCGGUUUGGGCCGCGAGGGCUCCAAGUACGGCAUCGAGGAGUACUUAGACGUGAAGUACAUGUGUCUCGGGGGCCUCCAGCUGUGAGGGGGCGGGGCCGCCGUCCUGCUCUGGUCUGUAGAGCCACGUUGUAAUUAACACAUUUUAAUGGGAGCGCUCCUGAUGACAGAAAUAAUAACAGGGUCCAGCGAAAUAUAUUUUGAAAAAUAUCUUUUGCAGUUAAUGAUGUUUUGAUCAGGGGUGAUACUCAGCUCUGAUUGGAUGACUUUGUGCCAUAAUCAUGAUCUACCAAUCACAACAGGAGGAGUUCAUUCACGGUCCUAUUUUGAAAUAAGAAUAUUUUACUACUCUAACCAGUAGGAGGAGCUGUAGCCUCCCGUUGUGGAUAAGCCCCGCCCCCUCGGUAACUUUACAUCUCACUACAUCUGUACUGGUUACCAUGGCUACAUACGUGUCAUCAUUUAGUUUUUUGUAAUAGUCCUGUAAAAGAAAUGUUAAAAUUAUUUUAGUUGAAGAAAUGUUAUGUGCCAAUGUAUUAUUGAUUCAUUGAAACCUUUAUUUAUACAGAGGGAAAGCCACUGAGAGCGACAGAGCUCUAACGAUCUCCUGAAUACAAUACAAAGAUACAAAUAUACAGUAAAGGAACAAUUAUUUACAAAUGUCAAACAGAAAUACAGACAAAUAAGAAACAAAGCAGCAAAAGUAAUAAACGUUUGAACAGUGAAGACAAAGUCGACUCUGGGUUUAACUUCUUGGUUCUGGUUCCCACAACCAGACUUUUUCUAACGGGAACUUUAAAAACUAUAAACAAGUUGCUGCUGCUAGUUAGCCGGCCUGCUAACAGUCACUGGUAACAGGUGCUAAGCUGUGAUUGGAGAGUGACAGUUUGGGGGCGGGGUUUAGUUGAAAACGUUACGUCAGGAAAUCUGCAUCUUCUCCGUCACAUUCCUAGAAAACAUCUGUUUUCCACAAAGUGAACCUCCUGUAUAACACAGACAUUUUGUCGUGCUACUGAUAAAACAUAAUACUCUAAACCUUAAGAUAAAUAGUUUUGUUGGUGUUGAUCUGCCUAAAGUUCUGUCGUAGGAUUUUUUUGUGAUUAAAAUCCUUUAAUAUGCUGAUAUAAAAGAAAUAAGAAAAGAUUUGCAUUUUAAUCUCAUUAGAAAUGUUUGGACCUUUAGUUAAAAAUGUAGUUUAUGCAUCUGUUAAAGAUCUGUUUGUGUAAAAUGAAAUGUUGAGUAUAAACGUUGAACACGUGUCUAAUGUGGAGGAUGAAUCAGUGUUUUUCUGUUUAGAGAUAAAGAAAUAAAUCAGAUUUAAAGAUUCCUGGUGAUGCGUCUCGGCAGGUUGAGUCUGAACCUGAAGCAGUUUCCUGUCUCGAGACGUUCUACAAACCUCACUGGAAGUGGCUUCACUGUGGUGAGCAAAUAAAUACAUACGUAAAGUA